CCGCGGGGCGCUCGGAUCCCUGCACGUCCACUGCGCUGGCCCGUGAACUCGCCACGUGAGCCUCGCUGCACGUGGGGCCUUGUCCUAAGCUUUCUAACGGCCCCCCCAGAGCAGCCGGGCCCUGCGCAGCCCGCCGGGGAAGCUGCCGCAGGAGCCUGUGCGGGUGAUCGGGAGCUGCGUGGCCCCCCUUUGAUUUCUGCUCCACCCAAAUGUUUAAAACCAAGCGCCCGGCAGGAGCCACCGCCGCGUUUCUGUUGAGAGGGGCUGAGAGAGCCCCUUGACUCUGUCCUCUCCCGGUUCCUGUUAAUCUCUCCACUCCGCCGGGGUGAACAACCUCCGUCCCUUUCAAUGGUCCUGACGUCCCACCAACACAGCUACCCGUUCCUCUGCGCUUUUGCUGUCUGUUAUCCCGUCCGGGUAAUGGGAGUGAAAUAGAGACGUUGUAGCCCUGGUGGGCCCGAAACGACACGGGGGGCAAGGAUUUCUUAGGGCCUUCUCUGUUACUGCACCAGCUACGUCGCUGGGAGAAAGCUGGACGAGCGUCCGAAUGGCAGACGUGGUUCCUCAGCAAGCUGGGCAGCUGCGCCCCGCUUCCGGUCUUCACACCUGAGGAAGAACGUCUUCCCUUUGCGAGCUGCCUAACUUCCUGGCAAUGUCCAGGGACCCUGGGCUUCUCUGAGUUAAAAAAUCCCCAAUUUUCGGUUAAAAAACAGUAACUCCCAAAUCCACAUUUUUCUAUGAUUAAAACAAAACACCAUUACACACACACACAUACAUGCACACACAUCUAUAUAUAUAUACACACACAUAUAUAUACAUAUACACAUAUAUAUGUGCACACACCUCUCUCUCUCUCUAUAUAUAUCUAUAUCUCUAUAUAGAUGGUGUUUUGUUAAACUCACGGAAAAAUGGGCAUGUGGGGUUACUUUCUUUAACUGAAAAUUGGGGAUUAUCUUAAAUCAGAGGAAACCAGGAUCUGUGGUAAUGUCUCUCCUAUUUUACAGCCCCGCAGCCUGUUUUCAGCUCUAGCUAAAAACCUGAACUCAGGUGAGGUAAUAUGGACACGGAGGUAGAAAAACGAAUGACAGUGAAGUAUUGGAGGCAUUGUCAAGGCGCUCAAGAAGGCUAGAUUUUUAUUUUUUGUAAUGUAUCUGAAUAAAAGACACGCAUUUAACUGUAAUGACUACAGGACUGACAAUACAGUAUCCUGUGACUAUUUUUUUGCCUAGUGUCAUAGAUGGUAGGGGCUGGAAGGGACCUUACAGAUCAUCGGGUCCAGCCCCCUGCACUUGGGCAGGAAAAGCCACUGGGGUCAGAUGACCCCAGCAACAUGGGCAUCAAGAUGCUUUGCUGGGAACUUUUCCUCCAAUUCUGGAUAGACAUGAAUCUUUAUACUGGGAUCUGAUAGCCCUUGGAGUUUUAAACUUUAUAUAUACUCUAGCAAAUUAAUGCACAUUCCAAGAGCUGUAUUUGUUUUUUGCUUGGUCUUAAACCAAAUAAUAUAGUGUUAGCCCCUGUCAUAUUAAUAAAGCUUCUAGUUUCUCUUUAACUGGAAAAAAAUAUGUUGUUGGGUUAGAUGUGAUGAUGCACUGCACCAUCUGCACUCCCCUUUUAAAAAUUUUAGAUCCACCCAUGUGGGUGAUAUUCCUGGUUCUGCCAGUUUCCCUGGUAAAAAACGUUGCUUCACCCAUCUCUGCUUUGGUUUUCUUUAUAACCUUUUGUCUUAUUUAGUUUUAAUACAAACUCUUUGCGGUAGGGAGUGUUUCUUGCUCUUUGUACAGCCCCUGGCAUCACUAAGUCCUGAUCUCAGGUGAGGCUUUUAAGUCAUAAUAGAAAUGUUUCUGAAUAGCAUUGGCUCUCUGUGAAAUGGUAACAAAGCAGGGCCUUACAGUUUGGUUUCACUGUGAAAAAGAAAUCAGUGAUGCAGAUUCAGGGAUGUUUUUUGGUUUACGCUCUGCACUGGAGCUAGUCUAAUAUAUCAAUAGUUUUUGGAGAUGUUUUAAAAAAUGUUGUGUUUUUUUUCUUUCUCACUGAAAUUUCCUCUGAAUAGUUUGGUUUUUGUGGAAAAAAAGAAAAAGCAAACUUAUUUUAAAAAAUGGUUUCAAUGAAAUGUGUCUGACACUUGGAGAUCUCUACCUUUUUUCUUUUUGAAAAAGAGCAAUGUCCCACUAAAGUUUCUUUCAACAAAUACUUUCCAACAGGUGUCUAUGUAUGACUGUCCCUGUACAAAGAUGACCAAACGCCAUGCAAGCUAAUCCACUGCUUCAGGAAUCUGAACAAGAAAAUCAAAACCCACUUCCCUGAAGACAACGCUGGCAUAAACAUCGACUCUAGGAAGAGGUCCUGGCUAAGCAGAGCAUUGGAGGACUAACUUGUUCAUCCAGACAGUGAGAGGAUCCCCUGUGCUAUCCCCCUCAGCACUUUAGCAGCUGCGUAUACAGUGUCCUAUCCACCUGGUCUUAGGACACUGCAGAGGGACCCCCUCAUCAGGAGGUCACGCCAUUUCCUGCUGGAAAAGGAGGUUUCAGCUCACUGGAGUUCAUUCCUAAUACAAGACCCGACGCCUUCUUUCCCAGCCUCCCUUUUCACUCCGAGCUGUUCAGUCCAUUUGCUUUGCUUGCGAAGGUGCCUACGAAGAAGACAGACACCAUGAAUCUCUUGUGCCCUGGUGGGUUCUGUGGCAUGACCCCCAGAACAGGCACCUCUCUAGCUGCCAUCUACAUGAUCCUAAUGACAAACAUGUACCUGAUCUUUGAGACUGGCCAUCUAGCGCGAGCUAGAAAUGAAAUGGAAAAAAGCGUGGUCUUAGUAGGCCGGGUGCUGAUGAUUCCAUAUUUCUACUACAUAGCUAUUGCCCUGGCCAUCAUAACUUAUCCAGUGUGCAUCCUCCUUAUCUACUCAGUUAUCAAGCGGCUUCACAGAGGGAUGUUCGUCUAUGUGGGCUGGAUCAUCUUUUAUGACGUGGUCAACUGCAUUCUUGUGCCUCUCACACACAAGACCGUGCAGGAGCUUCUGUUCUCUAUAAGCCAUUUGGAGUGGUUUGGGCUGGCAAUGAGGCUCCUCAUGGAUUGCUUCUGGCUCUCCUUUGUUGUCACGUAUGCCCUGAUCAUUAUGGACAGCAAGACGCAGCACCGGAUAUCGUUUAAGGGCCGGCGCAUCUCUAGAAGCGUGGCAGAACCGCCCAGGUUUAGGUUGAGCAAUGAGAUCCGGAAGCAUCCAUAAACCGGAGUUUGAGACUGGGUUCCAUCGGCAAGAGCCUGGAGACAUCAGGCCAUUUUGGAGGUUUCUUUCCCCCGUUGUUCAAUGUGAUGUUUCUCUUGUUCUGUCUUCCAAUUUGAGUCCCAAAAUAAAUAGAAAAUAUUU
Messenger RNA from Alligator mississippiensis (American alligator), 3363 nucleotides. It is a transcript of the gene TMEM217, whose product is annotated as transmembrane protein 217. The transcript is spliced from 3 exons. The coding region runs from base 2650 to 3222 and encodes 190 amino acids. NCBI's taxonomy places the organism in Eukaryota, Metazoa, Chordata, Crocodylia, Alligatoridae. The record is from RefSeq and is a predicted model, not a curated record.